Molecule: messenger RNA, 2577 nt
Organism: Ceraceosorus guamensis
Lineage: Eukaryota; Fungi; Basidiomycota; Exobasidiomycetes; Ceraceosorales; Ceraceosoraceae
Product: cysteine proteinase
Exons: 11
Coding region: 172-2430 (752 amino acids)
Biological process (GO): protein deubiquitination
Molecular function (GO): zinc ion binding; cysteine-type deubiquitinase activity
Source: RefSeq, a predicted model, not a curated record
UGCACGCCUUCCCGCACUCAUCCUGACACCGCCUCUCUAUUCGUGAUUCGGCCUGUGACGCUGUCCGGCAACGCCGCUCCGCAAGGUCUGAAUUUCGCCUCUUUUGGGCUCUCGAGGCCACUCGUCUGACCAGCACUCGGCUAGCACCUCUCCUAGAAGCAGCGUCUGGUCAUGGGCCUUGUAGACUAUGUCGACUCGCCCCCUGGCGACUCGCCUGUGCCCAAUCCUGUUCAGACGUCCCCGAAGGGACUGGAGAAAGGUUCAUCUCCGGCUGGUCAAGAGCAGAGCGGUCUUGCGGACGCAGUUGCAGCUGCGCCGACCCAGCAGGUCAAGACGGAAGAGCUGGAGGGCAAUGGUGUGCGCGAGGGACCGGCGACCGAUCGACGAGUAGGAAGGACGACGGAUGACCGAAGUCGAUCGAGCACCUUGACAGAUUCUGCUCCCAUCUCUCCUCGAGCUGCGGAGGAGCGCAAUGCGCUACACAUGCCAUCUGCUUCAACAUCCGCCACUGUCACAUUGAACAGGGAGCAGACGGACAGCAGCGUGCCGCAGCGAGAGAGGGGACAAUGCUCGCAUUUGAUGCCCGUCCUCGAUGCGGAUGGAAAGCGUAGGCUAGGCCACGAAGGGGGACCGGAAUUAGACGUGAUCACGGACAGGUACAGGAAGGGCAUACAGUGGGGAAGGAAGAUCAAGCGCAGAGAAGUCAAGACGGAUGCGGACGACGAGGAGAUAGCAAACGGGAAUAGCGAUGAUGAUUGGAGGGAUCAUGAGGAAGAGCGCAGGAGGGCCAAGCGUAGAAAGCUUCUUCCCCACCCUAAAUGUAGCGGGUGUCGAUCCGUGCUGCAUCGACCUUGGAUCUGCCUAUCUUGUGCCUUUCCAGCGUGUCACAUCGUCGUCAAUCGACAAGACUGUCUCAAUAGACACUUGUCAGCUGCGCAGCAUCCUUUCGCUAUGAACAUUCUGACGGGCGACCUACACUGCAAUGCCUGCGAAGAUACGGUGUAUGAUGCUCGCUUCGAUGGGAUCAGAGCUCAUGAGAUGGCGCGAGCACGGCGAGGGAGACGUGCGAUUCCACUCGGACCCUCCGGUGAGCCACCUCAUCCACCGAUAGCAUCGUGCAGAGUCCCUCGUGGCUUCAGGAAUCUGGGGGCGACUUGCUUCCUGAACGUUGUCCUUCAAUGUUUUCUCCACAAUCCUCUCCUACGCAACUUUUUCUUGUCGGACCGGCACAAUCCCGCUCUGUGUCCAGCGCAAGAGCAGUGCUUGGCGUGCGAGCUAGACAAGAUCUUCAAUGAGUUCUUCUCAUCCACCGAGGAAAGUCCUCCUUUGGCGCCGACAAGUUUUCUAUUCGUCAUCUACCUAUCCAAAUUUGGAGGGUCUAGCGAGCUGUCGAAUCCGGGUGAACAGGAUGCCCAUGAGCUCUUCAUCAGCGCCAUCUCCUCGAUACACUCCUCACUCAUGCUGGCAGGGGAAGGAGCACGUCCGGCUAUCCCAAAUUUUCCUCACGGCGAUCAUGCAGCCGGCAUCACAACUGCAAAGGACGAUGAGUCGGAGCACAGCUCCACCAUGUCGGACGACAUGAGGUGUCCAUGUGUGGUCCAUCGAGCCUUUUCAGGCGUAUUGCAAAGCGACGUGACUUGUAGUCAGUGUGGAUCCAGAUCGACCACUCGCGAUCUUUUCAUGGACUUGUCUCUUGACAUUCGAUCAGCACGUCAAAGGACCGAGAGCGCCUCUGCAGGCGCCCAAUCAGGGCUCGCAGAAGGUCAACCGGCCGAAGAAAAGCGCAAGUAUAACAAGAAGAAGCAGAAGGACGGGAAAGAUGCGCGAGAAGAGAGCGCAGCGGAAGAGGAACAGACACUAGAUGCUUGUUUGAGACGAUAUUGCGCAGCCGAGAAGCUUGGAAGGGAGUCGUACAGCUGCGCGAGCUGCGGUCAAGGAACACAAGCUUUCAAGCAGUUAUCGCUCAUGCGGCUGCCCCCAGUCCUUUGCUUCCAGCUCAAGCGUUUCGAGCACAACAUACAGGGAACCAAGCUCGAAACUCGUGUCCGAUUCCCAGUGCAUCUAGAUUUGCGAGAAUACACCACUAGUAAUGUCGGCACGGAGAUGCUGUCUUACGACGCAGACUCGUAUCUCUACACCCUCUUUGCCGUGGUCGUGCACACUGGCAAAAGCCUUCACUCAGGACACUACUAUUGCUACACUAGAUAUCACGAUCAGUGGUACAGAGCAAACGACGAUCGCGUGGUGCCGGUAAGCGCUCAGGAAGUCCUCUCCUGCACCGCUUAUCAGCUCCUCUACCAGCGCCAAAACCUCGAAAAUGUUCGGCCCGGACAUCGGUACGUUUACGAAGAGCCAGAGGCUUCGGAACGAACAGACGGGCCGAACGGUCCGGUUGCUGGGGAUUCUGUACCAGCGAUCAACGUGGAAUGAGGGAUGCCUGAUCUACACCUCAGAAGACUGGACUGCCGCAGCACAAUCGCACAAGCUGGGUAGUCCGAGCUCAAUGUGUCAUUUGGUGUUCGCUCUUCAAAUUGCUAUCGUAUAGAAAUACAACAAAGCAGUCGAGGUAUGCAAAGC